CUCAUUGAAAUUCAAAUCAAAGCGUUGCCAAACUUUUAAAAACAAAAAUCUUAAAAUGAAGCCAGAAAGAGAAUCGUUUUCGAACACUGAAGUCUACUCCGUGGGAGAUUGGCAAAAGUUCAAGCUACUGCUAUGGAAGAAUUGGACACUUCAGUGGAAUCAGAAAAUGCAAAUUUUUUGUGUUAUGCUUCUGCCAACGUUGUUUCUUUGUCUUAUUGUCAUUAUGCGUUUAAUAAUAAGGCCCGAGGCUAAGCCGGAAAUUCGAUACCAUCCUGAAUCUACAUCGGACUUAUUGUUGUAUAUGAAGACGAUUCCGCUCGGCAAUAGGAUAACGCACGAGAACGGAACGCUUAAUAUACCACGAAAUUUCCUGUGCUUCACUCCGGAUACACCGUUCAAUACUGAGAUUAUGAAUGCUACGGUGUUGCGCCUUAGACUUCUAGGGAUUCGACCUUAUGACACUGCAUCGCACAUGGAAAAGGAUAUGUUGAUGCAUAACUUUCUGGCCGGAGUGGAAUUUGGAGAGCAGGCAGUGGCCAUCAAUGACAACGGAUAUCCGAUUGAAUUGAAUUACACGAUUCGUUUUCCCAGUGAACUGCGAACAAUGGAAGGACCAGUUAUUGAAACAUGGACGACAUCUAGAUUAUAUCUACCCUAUGACUCGACUGGACCGCGUAAUAGAGAGAUAAACGAUGGCGGAGUUCCGGUUGGAUAUAUUAGGGAGGGUUUUCUGCCAAUUCAACAUGCCCUAACUAUGUCCUGGUUGACCCUGGCAUCGGGAAUCACCGAUGCAGAUCUGCCGCAUAUAAAUAUUCAACGCUUUCCCUACAGAGCAUUCAGCUAUGAUCAAUUGUUGAGUGGCCUGCGUCAACUACUGCCCUUCGUGAUCCUGCUGAGCUUCAUCUAUCCCUGCUCGACGGUGACCAAGUAUGUGACGACCGAGAAGGAACUGCAACUUAAGGAAAUAAUGAAAUUGAUCGGCGUACACAACUGGCUCCAUUGGAUGGCCUGGUUCGUCAAGAGUUAUGUAAUGCUCAUGGUGGUGGUGCUGCUCAUCAUGUUCCUGAUGAUGAUCAAGUUCUACUUCUCCGUAUCCGUACUUUCACAUGCAAAUGUGCUUCCUGUAUUGGUAUUUUUGCACACAUAUGUGAUAGCUAGCAUAUGUUUUUGCUUUUUGCUGGCGGUAAUGUUUUCAAAAGCCAGCACAGCAUCUGCAGUGGCCUGCAUUCUCUGGUUUAUUACCUUUAUACCCUAUUCAUUUGCCUACUACUAUUACGACCGUCUUAACCUCUUCCACAAACUGCUCAUCAGCAUGGUGUUUACGAACUCGGCCUUGGGCUUUGGCCUCCAUGUCAUAAUCAUGUGGGAAGGAACUGGCGAGGGAGUCACUUGGCACAAUAUGUUUCAGCCCAUCUCGGAGGACGAUGAUCUGACCCUGUUUUACGUGAUCAUGGCCAUGACCUUCGGGGCAGGCGUAUAUUUCAUUAUUUGCCUCUAUGUGGAACAGGUAUUUCCUGGUGAUUACGGUAUACCUCGCAGGUGGGACUUCAUCUUUCGCAGAUCAUUUUGGCUAGACCUUAUGCCUUUUAGAUUUGUUAUAAAAAAUGCAAAAUUCGAAAGCACCGCUAGUGAAUCGCCGAACAAAAAAAAAAGCUGUAGAACCAAUAGGGUUGUGGGCGUUCAACUGUGCGACCUUCAGAAAACAUAUGGCAAACACCGAGCAGUCAAGGGUAUAAACUUGAAAAUGUAUCGCAAUGAUAUUACAGUCCUACUUGGCCACAAUGGAGCUGGCAAGACCACAACCAUCAACAUGAUAACGGGCAUAAUUAAGCCCACAAGCGGAACGGCCAUAGUAAACGGCUAUGAUAUUCGACAUGAUUUGGCAAAAGCGCGGCAAUCAUUGGGAAUUUGCCCGCAAGUCAAUAUUCUGUUCAACAACAUGAGUGUUCGCGAUCAUAUUAAGUUCUUCAGUAAGCUGAAAGGAAUACGUGGCUCCAAGGCGGUCGACAACGAGGUGGGUAAGUAUGUGACCAUGCUGGAGCUGCAGGACAAGUCUUUUGUGGCCGCUGAAAAGCUGUCUGGUGGCAUGAAGCGCAAGUUGGCCCUUUGCUGUGCUCUGUGUGGAAAUGCUCGGGUUGUACUGUGCGAUGAGCCCAGUUCAGGCAUCGAUGCAGCCGGUCGCAGAAGUCUUUGGGAUCUAUUGCAAAGCGAAAAGAACGGACGGACUAUUUUGCUAACCACUCACUACAUGGAUGAAGCUGAUGUCUUGGGCGAUCGCAUAGCUGUCAUAGCCAAUGGCUUGCUGCAAUGCCAAGGCACCUCCUUUUAUUUGAAGAAAAAAUUUGGCACUGGCUAUCAAUUGGUCUGCAUGAUGAAGAGUGGCUGCAAUGUGGCCGCAGUCACCGAGUUGAUAAAUCGGCAUGUGCCUAAUUUAAAGUUGGAAAGGCAGUUGGGAACCGAACUAACAUAUCGCCUGUCUACCGAUUACUCCAAGAACUUUGCGGCAUUACUAAAGGAUUUGGAUGUGAAUUGUGACAAUUUGAAAUUGGAGGGGUAUGGCCUGAGUGGGGCCACGUUAGAAGAUGUUUUCAUUGAAGUCAACAGCGAAAGAAGAGUUCGUGGCGGAGAGGAUGUGCCUCAGGCUGAGAAAAGUGUGGGCUUCAAGGACUUGGUGUUUGAUACAAGAACGAGGGAAACACGAGCUUGGAUCCGUUUUUGUAUGUUUUGGCAGGCUCUGUUUUUGAAGAAAUUUUAUAUCACCAUAGGAUAUUACUGGCUCAUGAUAAUUCAGAUUUGUCUGCCCAUAAUUAUUAUGACCCUGACCAUAUUUAACUCGCGCGGUGGUAGGAUCUACUACGAAUUACCCUCCAUGCCCGUAUCCAUUCUGCAGUACAAAUACGUUUAUGUAGUCUUGGAUGAUAAUGCCACUGAUCCAGCGUCGAGUUUAGCUGUGACUUACAUGGAUCACUUGAAGCAAUUCGGUAAUAGAGUAAAGCUGCUUAAAACAGGAGACUCAAGCUUUGAGGAUUACAUACUGAGUCGUGACAUAAGUGAACACCGCCGAGUCGAUUUCGAUUAUGUGGCCGGGCUAACCAUCAGUAAGGAUAACUUGACUGCGUGGUUGAAUAACAAGCCCCUGCAUACCGCACCAUUGACGCUUAACUUACUGCAUAAUGCCUUGGCCAUUAAAUUGCUCGGCAAGGAAGCUUCUACAUAUGUAAGUAAUUUUCCAUUGCCGUAUAGCGAGGAUACCAGGACAUUACGGCUGAAUAAGGGUCAGCGUUUGGGUGCUGAAAUAGCUAUCAAUUUAAGCUUGACCAUGGCAUUCGUAACAUCCUUCUUUGCGAUCCCCGUCAUAAAAGAGCGAGAAACUCGAGCCAAACUCUUGCAAUUCCUAAGUGGAGUGGAUGUGUGUGCUUACUGGACGAGUCAAAUGGUAUGGGACUAUUUCAUAUUUAUCAUAUCCGUCUUUUCGUCUAUAUUUACGAUUGCUGCGUUUCAAGAGCGUGGCUAUUCAACACCUUUAGAACUUAGUCGGUUCUUUUAUCUGCUGUUAAUAUUUGGAUUAGCUGCCAUUCCCCUGAGCUAUGCUCUAUCGGGGUUUUUCUCCAAUGCUGCCACAGGUUUUACACGAAUUUCCAUUUUCAAUACAUUGGCAGGAAGUGGAUUUUUUAUGCUGGUCGUAGCACUUGAUUUUGAGGCAUUUCAGCUGCAGCAUGUGGCAUCGGCACUUGCCUGGUACUUUCGAUUAUUUCCACACUAUAGUUUGGCCAGUGCCGCUCACCACAUCCAUAUAGGAUAUAAUAUUCGAAGUGGCUGCAGUUUGAGAAGCAUCACGAAAUUGUCCGAAAAGGAACGUUGCCGCAAUGUUCCCAUAUGCUGUAAUAUUCCAGGAUAUUUCGCAUGGAAAAGCCCUGGUACUCUGCCAGAUAUCGUAUAUCUACUUGCUGUGGGAUUAGCUUUAUUUUUGCUACCAAUUAUGUAUGAUGCCAAGGUAUUCGAUGCAAUAGGCGAAGCCUUAAGUAAGUUGUGCUCCGGAAGAAAGCGUUCGAGGGGAGGAUCUUCAAUCGAAAAUGAGGACGUUGUUGCGGAACGAUUGGUUGUUAGAGAAAUGAUAAAUGCCCAACGAAAAGAUAUACCCCUUUUGGUUGAUAAUAUUACCAAGCGCUAUAAAGAUAAGCUGGCUGUAAGGGGCAUUUCGUUUCAUGUCGCACAUGCCGAAUGUUUUGGCCUCCUGGGUGUGAAUGGAGCUGGUAAAACUUCAACCUUUAAAAUGCUAACUGGCGAUCACAAGAUUACCUCCGGAGAAGCCUACUUAGAUGGCGACAACAUAUCCACUCAUAAGAUUCACGGAAAAAUUGGUUAUUGUCCGCAGUUUGAUGCAUUGUUCGAUGAUUUGACUGGCCGGCAAACGUUAAAAAUGUAUUGCCUAUUAAAAGGUGUGCAACGUCGACAUAUUAAUGCAAUAACUUGGACGCUAGCAGUAUCUUUUGGCUUCGAAAAGCACUUGGAUAAGCGAACGAAACAUUAUAGUGGGGGUAACAAGCGAAAGUUGAGCACGGCCAUUGCGGUGCUUGGAAAUCCAUCGGUUUUAUAUCUCGAUGAGCCCACCAGUGGCAUGGAUCCCGGUGCUAGACGACAACUUUGGCAAGUAAUAGGACUCAUUCGUACUGCUGGAAAAUCAAUUGUCCUCACUUCACACAGUAUGGAUGAGUGCGAGGCGUUGUGCACCCGAUUAGCCAUAAUGGUGGAUGGCGAAUUUAAAUGCAUAGGAUCAGUGCAAAGUUUAAAAAUCAAAUACUCAAAGGGACUCAUACUGAAAAUAAAAAUCAAGCAUAAAAAGAAAAAUUUUCAAAGAAUAUUGGAACGAUCGUCUUCCUCAAGCCAAAAUAAUUCCUUCGCAGAAGCUGAUCCUAAAAAACAUUCUUUUUUAGGCACAGACAAUUUAUUACCAGAUCGAGUUUUAAGGGUAAAUAGAUUUAUAUUGGAAGAGAUUCCCCAUUCCGAGUUCAAAGAUGAAUAUAAUGGCCUAGUAACAUACUACAUGCCACAAUCGACAAAUUUGGCUACAAUUUUUCAGCUCCUUGAAAGUAACAUGCAAAAAUUGAAUAUUGAAGAUUAUUUAAUUAUGCAGACACGGUUGGAGGAAAUAUUCUUAGAUUUUGCUUCAAAACGAGCUGGUUCUUGUAGUGAUAACUAAAAAAAAAUUUUUGUGUUGCUAGCUGAAUAGUUUUGUUAUUAUUUCUGUAUUCUGUUAUUUUUUUCUUUAAUUCUGUUAUUUUAAAU
Molecule: messenger RNA, 5286 nt
Organism: Drosophila gunungcola (fruit fly)
Lineage: Eukaryota; Metazoa; Arthropoda; Insecta; Diptera; Drosophilidae
Product: phospholipid-transporting ATPase ABCA3
Biological process (GO): transmembrane transport; lipid transport
Cellular component (GO): intracellular membrane-bounded organelle; membrane
Molecular function (GO): lipid carrier activity; ABC-type transporter activity; ATP binding
Source: RefSeq, a predicted model, not a curated record